This is a messenger RNA of Aspergillus heteromorphus CBS 117.55, 1816 nucleotides long. RefSeq names its product ubiquinol--cytochrome-c reductase subunit 2. NCBI's taxonomy places the organism in Eukaryota, Fungi, Ascomycota, Eurotiomycetes, Eurotiales, Aspergillaceae. The record is from RefSeq and is a predicted model, not a curated record. The transcript is spliced from 4 exons. Gene Ontology annotation, molecular function: metal ion binding. Bases 112 to 1494 code for a protein of 460 amino acids. Gene Ontology annotation, cellular component: mitochondrion.
UCGACCGCCAGCUGAUUUCCCCGCCUCUCUCUCCUCCCAGCCCUCCCAAUUGCUGUCGAGCUUCUCGGCUACUUACGCUCCUCGCCUACCUUCAUCUCCUCCACACAUGCGAUGAUGCUGUCGCGGUCUACUUUCAGCAGAAAUGCGCCCCGUGCGCUCCAGAAGCAGUGCUCUGCUGCCGGCGCCAGUAGCCGUCGGGGCAUGGCCUCUGCUGCCACUCCCGGCCUUCAGUACGAUGUGACCGAGUCGGCUGGCGUCAAGCUCGCCCACAGAGAGGUUGCUGGCCCUACUGGCACUCUGGCGUUGGUUGCAAAGGCCGGUCCCCGUUACCAGCCCUUCCCUGGCUUCUCCGAUGCCCUCGAACAGUUCGCUUUCAAGUCCACGCUCAAACGGUCGGCACUGCGGAUCAAUCGGGAGGUCGAACUGCUGGGCGGUGAAGUUUCCUCCACACACUCGCGCGAGAACGUCGUUCUCAAGGCGAAGUUCCUUUCGAACGAUCUCCCCUACUUCACUGAACUGCUCGCCGAGGUUGCUUCUCAGACCAAGUUUGCCGCCCACGAGUUGAACGAGGUUAUCCUCAAGACUCUCAAGUACAAGCAGCAGGCCUUUGCUGCCAACCCUGAGGCUGUUGCUCUUGAUGCCGCCCAUGCCGUGGCCUUCCACCGUGGCCUGGGUGAGACCAUUACCCCUUCGACCACUGUUUCCUUCGAGAAGUACCUCUCUUCCGAGGCUCUGGCCGAGUACGCUCAGCAAGCCUUCGCCAAGUCCAACAUCGCCCUUGUCGGCAGCGGCCCCAAUUCCGCGGAAGUCUCCAAGUGGGUUGGUGACUUCUUCAAGGGGGUCUCCAGCACCGGUAGCUCCAUCAAGAACACCGCCUCCAAGUACUACGGCGGUGAGCAGCGCAUCUCCUCCAAGGCCGGCAACGCCGUUGUGAUUGCAUUCCCCGGCUCCGGUGCCUUCGGUACCCCUGCCUACAAGCCCGAGGCCUCCGUUCUGGCUGCUCUUCUCGGUGGAAAGUCCACUAUCAAGUGGACCCCCGGCUUCUCCCUCCUCGCCCAGGCCACCCAGGGCUUCUCCCAGGUCCGUGCCUCGACUCAAAACCUCGCCUACUCCGACGCUGGUCUGUUCACUAUUACUGUCUCUGGUAAGGCCGACCAGAUCUCUUCCGUCGGCAAGAACGCCGUCGACCUGCUCAAGAAGGUUGCCGCCGGUGAGGUUUCCGGUGAGGAGAUCAAGAAGGCCGCUGCCUUGGCCAAGUUCCGUGCUCUUGAGUCUGCCCAGAGCCUUGAGACUGGUCUCGAGGCUACCGGCUCUGCUCUUAUCAACGGCAGCAAGCCUUACCAGAUCGGUGAGGUUGCUCAGAGCAUCGAUGCCGUCACGGAGGCGCAAGUCAAGGAUGUUGCCAAGUCCUUCCUCUCCGGCAAGGCCUCCGUCGCCACUGUUGGAGACCUCUUCCAGCUUCCCUACAGCGAGGACCUUGGCCUGACCGUUUAAACAUGUAUACAAUACAUAUUAGACUGGCUUUGGAAAAAAACAGCGUCCUCCCAUCCACCGCCCCCCACCCCCAUCCCUUUUUAUGUGUCUAGAUCGACCCUCGCCGAUAUUCUCUUUUUGUGAUGUCGCUGUAGCUGUGUGUCUGUAAUACAAUUGUACCUUAACCCUAUAUCGUUCAACCCCCCUGCCGCUGUAGGCCUGCACUACUUACGUCGACCGAUGAUUGCAAAUGGAAUUGGAUGACGGGAAAUACACAGAGUUAUGUUUUAUGAGGUCCCGUUUUGCUGGGUAUUUCUAAGAUCGCAUCGGUCGUCGAUUGCCC